CACCAGAACUUAUAUGAUGCAUUGCUCCGGCAGUUUGAAUUAAACCACUGCUGAACGUGGACGGAAAAAUAAUGUGCUGUCAUUUAACAUAAUAUACGUACUUCGAGAUAACAUAAUUAAAAAAGGGGAACAUUUAGUGACAAGUAGCAGGAAUUGAAAAUAGUGCAGCGAUUCCUUGAUAACGCAGCAACAGGGUCGAACUUAAUGUUUUGAGACGUCUUUGACAUAUUGUUAAUACCUAUGCAGAUUACUUUUAGAUAAUAUACCGCUUAAAGUUUUCGGUAGCUAUGAUAAUCCUUCGUGAGAUAUCGAUGCGUGGCAAAAUGGCCAUGCGUGGAUUUUCAAGGUCAUACGUCAGAAGAUAUAGUACUGCUGUUAUUAAAAGCCCCUUUGGAAACGUCACGAUACCGGAUCAAACGUUAAGCCAGUUUGUGUGGUCCCGUUCAGCCAAGUGGGAAGAAUUGCCAGCAGUGACAUGUGGGGUCACUGGGAGGUUUUACACCUACGGGAUGGCUAAGAUGUUGCACAACCGCGGUGCAAAAGCACUCCUUGAGAGAGUUCGCCUAAAUCCCGGGGACCGAGUGGGCCUACUUCUCCCGAACAUUCCGGAAUAUUUGAUUACGGUACACAGUUGUGCAGAGGCAGGCCUCACUAUCACAUUUGCCAACCCAUUGUACACUGCUGAAGAAUUGGUCAGACAGUUCAAGAACGCGGAAGUCAAAUGCAUUAUCACAGUUCCGCAAUUACUCGAGACAGCAUUGAAAGUAAUGAGAAACUUGCCGAACUAUACGCAAACCAUCAGCAUCGGGGGAGAUACUGAGCCCGAUAAAAAUGUUUUAGGUAUGCAGAGCCUAUUGGCUGAGAAUUAUGACGUGACUCUGCCAGAAGUGAAAAGUACAGACGUUGCAGUGCUACCUUACAGUUCUGGAACAACGGGUCUACCCAAAGGAGUAAUGUUAUCCCAUAAGAACUUAGUAGCUAACUUAAUGCAAGUUUCCCAUCCAGAAGUGACCAAUGUCUUAUCGCCGUCCGAAGGGUUUCAAGAAACCAUUUUAACGGUUCUUCCGUUCUUUCACAUAUAUGGCUUCAAUGCGAUCCUGAAUUUUCUUAUUUACCACGGUGGACAUAUCAUUACGAUGCCGAGAUUUACUCCUGAAGAUUAUCUGCAAUGUUUGGAGAAGUACAAACCAACGGUUCUCUUCGUUGUACCAUCGUUAUUGUUGUUUUUAGCUACUCAUCCGUCAGUUACACCUCAACGUUUAGAUAGCAUAAAGAGAAUCGUGUGCGGCGCUGCACCUGCUAGUAAGAAUUUAAUCGACAAAUUCAAACAGAAAUUGAAUCACGAUGAUUGUGUUAUUAAUCAAGGAUAUGGGAUGACGGAGACUAGUCCUGUAACUCUGUACACGCCCCAAUCAAUGCCGAGCUCUAAAGUAGGAAGUUGUGGACAAUUAGUUCCAUCAACGGAAGCUCGUAUAAUCGAUUUAACAAACGGAACCGAUAUCACAGAACCAUUAAAACCAGGAGAACUUCUUGUAAAAGGUCCUCAGAUAAUGAAGGGCUAUUUAAAUAACCCCAAAGCAACGUCUGAAGUUAUCGAUUCUAAUGGGUGGCUGCAUACUGGUGAUGUUGGGUAUUACGAUGAUGAUGGAUACUUCUAUAUUGUGGACAGGACGAAAGAGCUGAUCAAAGUCAAAGGAAAUCAGGUGUCACCGACGGAACUAGAAUCAAUUCUAUUGGAACUGCCAGAGGUAGCAGAUGUAGCAGUAGUAGGAGUGCCAGAUACACUAGCCGGAGAGUUACCGAAAGCCUUUAUCGUGAAAAAACCUAAUACAAAUUUGACAGCGGAAAUUAUUAAUCAUCAUAUAGACCCUAAGGUAGCAGCAUAUAAGAGACUCACUGGGGGUAUAACGUUUAUAGAUGCUAUUCCUAGAAAUCCAUCAGGAAAAAUCUUGCGUAAUCAACUUAAAGUCUUAGGAAAAUAAAUUUAAUGAAAAUUGGACCAAAUGCAUAUAGUUGCCCAGAUUUCUUUUUGUGCUGAUAAAUAUAUCGAUUAUAAAAUACUGAA
Orussus abietinus is the source of this 2065-nucleotide messenger RNA. RefSeq names its product probable 4-coumarate--CoA ligase 2. The transcript has 6 exons. Bases 288 to 1982 code for a protein of 564 amino acids. Lineage: Eukaryota; Metazoa; Arthropoda; Insecta; Hymenoptera; Orussidae. Gene Ontology annotation, biological process: fatty-acyl-CoA biosynthetic process; long-chain fatty acid metabolic process. Gene Ontology annotation, molecular function: long-chain fatty acid-CoA ligase activity. The record is from RefSeq and is a predicted model, not a curated record.